CACGCUAGUUGUUAAAUUGUCACUCAAUUAACACUUUGCUUUAAGUAAAAGUGCAUGUAUGGUGACCAAAGAAUGGACCACUAUAAUGUAGAUUUGCAUAAAAACUCAAAGCGAUAUUUCAAACAUCUUGAAAUCAUAAAAGACAUAUCAAAGAGGUAUUUAAACUCGGUUGCUAAAUGUGUGAAUAGUAAAAUAUCACUUAUUUAGUUAGGCACAAUUUUAUUAUUGGGUUGGGGACCAAACAGCAGAGGCUGCAGUUUCAUAGUGCGAACUCUGGGCGCCGCUGUUGGUCUGACUGAAGAGGGCUGAAGCUCCGUCUUGCGCAGCCGCAAAGCGCUUUCCACGGUUCCCUUUCUCAGCCUUUACACUGCUUCUUUCCGAGAAAAGGAAGAAUCAUUUCGUGGACUAGAACUGGUAUCAAAGUCCGAUUGGAGCCCGGAAUAUCCGCACUACGGAGCUAACUCGUAACCCGCCGUCUCCAAGCUGGUGAGCAAGCAAAGGGGAACAAGAAAGAUGCGGGAGGGCGCUGCUGAGAGGCGUCAGGGGCAGAGGCGGCCAAUGCUCCUUCCCUUCCUGCUGCCUUUGUUCUGCCCCGCGCUCUCUGAGCAGAUCCGCUACAAGAUCCCCGAGGAAAUGCCCACCGGCUCGGUAGUGGGGAACCUCGCCAAGGACCUGGGCUUCAGUGUCCAGGAGUUACCGACGCGAAAGCUACACAUCAGUUCCGAGAAGCCUUACUUCAGUGUGAGCUCAGAGAGCGGAGAGUUGCUAGUGAGCAGCAGGCUGGACAGGGAGCAGAUAUGCGGGAAGAAGCUGGUGUGUGCUCUGGAAUUUGAGGCUGUUGCUGAAAAUCCACUGAACUUUUAUCACUUGAGUGUGGAGCUGGAGGACAUUAAUGACCACAUGCCAAAAUUCCCUCACACUUCCUCAGAGCUGCAAAUAAGUGAGUCUGCUCAACCGGGCACUCGGUUCAUUUUAGAAGUAGCAGAAGACGCAGAUAUUGCCUUAAAUUCGCUACAGAAUUAUAAACUCUCUCCUAGCCCUGGUUUCUCCCUGGUGAAUAAAGAAAAACAAGACGGUCGUAAGUACCCGGAAUUGGUAUUGGAGAAAACUUUAGAUCGCGAGCAACAGAAUUAUUACCGACUAGUCCUGACAGCCUUAGACGGCGGGGAUCCUCCCCUAAGUGGCACCACUGAGCUUCGGAUCCAAGUCACUGAUGCCAACGACAAUCCUCCUGUGUUCAACCAGGAAGUAUACAAAGUCCGCCUUCCGGAGAAUGUGCCUCCAGGCACAACCGUGCUACGAGUGACAGCUACAGAUAAGGAUGAGGGCGUAAAUUCAGAGAUUUCUUAUUCGCUCCACAGAGCUGGGCAAGUGUUUGGUCUAAAUUCAAAGAGUGGAGAAAUUACAACACAGAGAACACUGGAUUUCGAAGAAAUCAAAGAAUAUUCUAUAGUAGUGGAAGCGCGGGAUGGCGGUGGCCUGGUUGCACAAUGUACAGUUGAAAUUAACAUUCAAGACGAAAAUGACAACAGACCAGAAAUUACAGUCCGUUCUCUGCUAGAAACGAUUCCAGAAAACACACCGCCGGGAACACUAAUUGCUUUGAUCAAAAUACACGACAGAGAUUCUGGGGAAAACGGGGAGGUUAAUUGUCGACUAGACGGUGAAGUGCCCUUUAAAAUUAUCUCUUCUUCCAAAAACUCGUAUAAAUUGGUUACAGAUAGAACCUUAGACCGAGAGCUGACUCCAGAAUACAAUGUGACCAUUAUGGCCACUGACAGGGGCAAGCCACCGCUUUCCUCCAGCACAAAAGUCACCCUACACGUUGGUGACGUCAAUGACAACGCUCCACUUUUUCACCAGGCCUCCUACUUGGUGUACAUAGCAGAGAACAAUCCACCUGGAGCCUCCAUCGCUCAAGUCAGCGCCUCUGACCCGGAUUUGGGAUCCAAUGGUCAUGUCUCCUACUCCAUCAUAGCCAGUGACCUGGACCUGGGACUGCGCACAGGCGAGGUGCGCACAGCGCGUGCCUUGGGCGAAAAGGACGCUGCGCGGCACCGCCUGUUGGUUGGUGUUCGCGAUGGUGGACAGCCACCCCUCUCAGCUACAGCCACGCUGCUUCUAGUAUUCGCUGAUAGCUUGCAGGAGGCCCUGCCAGACCUCAGUGACCGCUCACUGCCCCCUGAUCCGCAAGCCGAGCUGCAGUUCUACUUGGUGGUGGCCUUGGCCUUGAUUUCUGUGCUUUUCCUCCUGGCUGUGAUUCUAGCCAUUGCACUUCGACUGCGACACUCCUCCAGCCCCUCGGUCUGGGCCUGCUUUCAGCCUGGAUUUUGUUCUGAAUCUAAGCCUGUGGUUUUCCCCAACUAUAGUGAAGUGAGCCGACUUCCCACCCGGAACCUCUAA
Mus pahari (shrew mouse) is the source of this 2403-nucleotide messenger RNA. Its product is annotated as protocadherin gamma-B5-like. Lineage: Eukaryota; Metazoa; Chordata; Mammalia; Rodentia; Muridae. The transcript is spliced from 3 exons. The record is from RefSeq and is a predicted model, not a curated record. The coding region runs from base 514 to 2403 and encodes 629 amino acids. Gene Ontology annotation, biological process: homophilic cell-cell adhesion. Gene Ontology annotation, cellular component: plasma membrane. Gene Ontology annotation, molecular function: calcium ion binding.